This is a messenger RNA of Chanos chanos (milkfish), 872 nucleotides long. RefSeq names its product elastase 2 like (gene ela2l). The transcript has 8 exons. Gene Ontology annotation, biological process: proteolysis. Gene Ontology annotation, molecular function: serine-type endopeptidase activity. The coding region runs from base 1 to 804 and encodes 267 amino acids. The record is from RefSeq and is a predicted model, not a curated record. Lineage: Eukaryota; Metazoa; Chordata; Actinopteri; Gonorynchiformes; Chanidae.
AUGAGGUUCGUGGUGAUUGCUCUUCUGAUUGCUGGAGCUUACGGGUGUGGGGUACCCACCUUCCCCCCAUUUGUGUCAAGAGUGGUUGGAGGAGUAGAUGUCCGUGCCCACAGCUGGCCGUGGCAGAUCUCUCUCCAGUACACUAGCAGCGGUAACUGGUACCACACUUGUGGUGGUACUCUGAUCUCCAAAGACUGGGUCCUCACUGCAGCUCACUGCAUUAGCACUAGCCGUACUUACAGAGUGUACUUGGGCAAAAACAGCUUGCAGCAGGCAAAUGAAGCAGGUUCUGUGGCCAUCCCUGCUGCAAAGAUCAUUGUCCAUGAGAAAUGGAAUUCCUACUUCAUUCGCAAUGACAUUGCCCUGAUCAAGCUGCAGUCUUCAGUGACCUUCAGUGACACUAUCCAGCCUGCCUGUCUCCCUGCAGCUGGUUAUGUCCUGCCCAACAAUGCACCUUGCUACGUCACUGGCUGGGGCCGUAUUUACACCGGAGGCCCUCUUGCUGACAUCUUGCAGCAGGCUCUGCUCCCUGUUGUGGACUAUGCCACCUGUAGCCAGUAUGACUGGUGGGGCAGCCAGGUGACAACCAGCAUGGUCUGUGCUGGAGGUGAUGGUGUUGUCUCUGGUUGCAAUGGUGACUCUGGUGGUCCUCUGAACUGUCAGAGUUCCAGCGGAGCAUGGGAGGUCCACGGAAUUGUGAGCUUUGGCUCUGGCCUCAGCUGCAAUUACCCUAAGAAGCCCACUGUCUUCACUCAAGUCAGCUCCUACAUGGACUGGAUCAGCACCCAAAUGGCCAGCAAUUAAUCAAGGAAACAAGAUGGGAGCAAGUGGUGCUAUGAGAAAGUUAUGUAUGGGUUUAAAAAUAAAAUCAU